Molecule: messenger RNA, 228 nt
Organism: Colius striatus (speckled mousebird)
Lineage: Eukaryota; Metazoa; Chordata; Aves; Coliiformes; Coliidae
Product: cAMP-dependent protein kinase inhibitor beta-like
Exons: 2
Coding region: 1-228 (75 amino acids)
Biological process (GO): negative regulation of cAMP-dependent protein kinase activity
Cellular component (GO): nucleus; cytoplasm
Molecular function (GO): cAMP-dependent protein kinase inhibitor activity
Source: RefSeq, a predicted model, not a curated record
AUGACCGAGGUGGAACCCGUGCUGGACUUCGCAUCCUCCGGGAGAACCGGGCGGCGCAACGCCCUGCCCGACAUCCUGGGCUCGCCGGCCGGCGUCAGCCCCUCCGACCUGCCCCUCAAACUGGCCGAGAUGUCCCUGAGCGCGGGCAGCGCCCAGGACAUGCAGUCACCCUCGGCGGAGCUGCCCCCUCCGCAGCCCCCCAGCCCCGAGCUCAAGGACACGUCCUAA